AUGAGUUCUAAAACAGCCCGGGACUUGGGGGACGGGAACGGGAACCUAAGCGCAAAGGUUGACCCCGCUGUUGCUGCUAAACUUCCGUAUGGUGCCAAAAUCGUGUCUACAGAGAAUCAUGGCUUCAGCUUCCGGGCUACAACCGGGCGCAUUGAUGUUAAGUUAGUGGACGGGUCGCGCCAGAGAUUCUUUAUGAAAGUUCUAUUAGAGGAGAGAGGCAGAGCGAUGGUUCACGGCGAGUUUGAGUCAAUGACUGCAAUUUAUAAUCUCAUCCCUGAUUCCGUCCCGAAACCGAUCGGCUGGGGUACCUAUGAGACAAUACCCGACACACACUUUUUCCUAUGUGAAUUCAAGGAUAUCGACCAAGAGUUGCCAGAUAUACGCAAGUUCACCGAACGUCUUGGGAAUCUACACAAGAAUAGCAAAUCACCGACUGGGAGGUUUGGAUUCCAUGUCCCUACCUAUAACGGCAACCUGUCACAGCACACUGAGUGGUCGGAUAGUUGGGAGAUCUUCUUCGCGAAAGCACUGCGACACGCACUCAUGCAUGAGAUUUCAGCUCGUGGCCCCAGCGAAGAAAUCGACAUUUUGAGUCCUGUCAUAUUUGACAUAGUGAUCCCACGUUUGCUGCGGCCGCUUGAAAGUGAAGGUCGAUCUAUCAAGCCCUGUCUGAUACAUGGUGAUUUAUGGUAUGGAAAUACCGGAAGGGAUGCUACCACAGACAAUCCUGUUAUGUUUGACGCCUGCUCUUUCUACGCUCACAACGAAUAUGAACUUGGGCAAUGGGCACCAGCUUGCAACCGGUUUGGUUUCGAGUAUGUCCAAGGAUAUCAUUCACACUUGCCCAUAUCAUCUCCAGUAGAAGACUACCAAGGCCGUAUCGAUCUCUACAAACUGCGAUUCAACACACAUGUCUCGGCCCUCUUCCCCAAAAACAAAAUCUUCGAGAACAGUACGCAACAAACCAUCCUGGGCUUCGAGUUGCACGGUCAAACUAGCUGA
Penicillium mononematosum is the source of this 1002-nucleotide messenger RNA. RefSeq lists its product as uncharacterized. The transcript is spliced from 4 exons. The coding region runs from base 1 to 1002 and encodes 333 amino acids. Lineage: Eukaryota; Fungi; Ascomycota; Eurotiomycetes; Eurotiales; Aspergillaceae. The record is from RefSeq and is a predicted model, not a curated record.